CCUUUCCUGGUGCAGCCUGGGAAGAGGGAGGGGAAUGGAUCUCUUGAGUGUGAGUCGCUAGAGCUCCCUCAGCCAGCGUUUUACAACCUGUCCUUGACAGGCCGUUCUUGCCAUCAGUUGUUGUAUUUUUUUUAAGAAUUAUCUUUCACUGUGUCUCUCCCUGGUUCCAUGAGACAGCUGAAGUACUGAUUUGUCCUCGAUUGCUGGAGCUCUGAUGGGAGGCACUGCCGGCUCCGGCUGGGACUGGGGAUGCUGAGCAGGGGGAGGGAGGGCCUGUUUGAGCUGGGACAGCAGCUCCAGCAGCAGGGGGAAUACCAGGCCGCACUGCACUGCUUCCUCAGCUGCCUGCUGGGACUGACCCAUGUGCAGAGCUUUACGUCUCUGCCCAACUGCCUGCACCAGAUUGCAGAACUUUUCAUCACUGAAAAGAACUAUGGGAAGGCCCUCCAGUUCAUCCAGGCUGAAAAAAUGUUCUACGAGGUGGCACUGAUCGAGCUCACAGCGCUGCACGGGAGAACAGGGCCCCAGGAGGAGCCUUCGCUGGGCUCUGCAGGAUGGACAACCCCAGAGGAGCUCUCGGAGCAGGCCUCCCAGGCUCAGCACCUCGAGCGGCUGGCCCAGCUGUGCAUCAUGAGCAAACAGCCUCACCUUGCUCUGGAGUACAGUGGUAAGGCUACAAAGAUCCACCAGAAGACUUUCGGCAACAAUCAUCCCUUUACUGCCAGAAGCCUGGAGCUCAUGGCCACAGUCUAUGCUGAGAUUGGCAAGACUGAAUAUUCAGACUCGCUAGGUCAGUGUGUGUCUGCACUGUCCAAACGCUUUGCUGCUACUGAGGCCAUCAGAGACUCGGUCAACAGUCUUCCCCAUCGAGAGAAACACUCAGAGGUUCGCCACAGAAAGGACACUCGCCACCAACAGGAAGACAAAGCAAAAGCUAAGUUACCCAAUGGAAAAAUCCCCACAUCCAUCCUCAAGAGGCCUAGCCCAAGUUAUGGGAUGGACACAGAACAGAGACGGAAAGGUGAACGGAGGGUUCGAUUCCGGGAACCGGAGACUACAGUGCAUGCCUAUGAGAUGACGCCCUCCCGACCCCACCUGGCCCUGUUCACCUGCCUAUUCCUGAUGAUGUCCUUCCUGGGCGUGGCCAUGUAUUGCAUAGACCGGCGGCGUCCACAGCGAGCCUGCGAGGAGCUGGAGGCCGCUCUGGCUGUCUAUGUGCUGCACAUGAAGCAACUUGUGUGGGGCUGUUGGAUAUGGCUGACCAUGCAGUGAUGGAGACAACCCACAAGGGUGAUGUUGGACCACUUUUACAGUGAUACAUGUAGCUCUCAUGACUCACGUCGAUAUGCAGGGGCGGCGUAUUUACAACAAUUCCAAGGUAAUUCUUAAAAAAUAAAAAAAUAAAAGGUGGGGGGGGGGCAAUGUGUUUGUUUUUUUUAGUUCAUUGGGCCCAGAAUUCCUGGCGGCAUCCCUGCCCACCUGCAGACCACAGUGAUGGGCAUGCCACUACUUAUACUGUUCAAUCUUCUUAAGUAGUUCUGACAUUUUUGCACAGUUGCACUCACGUAUCACUUGCUUGACACAUUUGAUUCAUUAUCUCCCUCUCCUCUAUGUAUUGUCUGUGACUGACAUUGAAUGCAAAUAUUUAUUUUUAUAGUACAGGAUUUGUGACAUUAAACCGGAUGUGUACGUGCAGUACACUAGGAAGAUCAUAAUAUUCAGCUUUGGUCGAACGUCAGUUUGAUACAUUUGCACAAUGUAAUAGAAGAGCUGUAUAAAAAUGUUUUUUAUUGACUGUCAGAGAAUUUGGCAGGUAAAAAUAUUAGAAAUACUCUCAAUAAUAAAUGUAUUGAUAAAUGAAUACAUAUCUUACAGUGUCAAUCAAAACUGUGCAUCAUUAUGUUUGCAAAG
This is a messenger RNA of Dunckerocampus dactyliophorus (ringed pipefish), 1911 nucleotides long. RefSeq names its product chromosome 13 C14orf180 homolog (gene c13h14orf180). Gene Ontology annotation, molecular function: connexin binding. The transcript has 9 exons. NCBI's taxonomy places the organism in Eukaryota, Metazoa, Chordata, Actinopteri, Syngnathiformes, Syngnathidae. The record is from RefSeq and is a predicted model, not a curated record. Gene Ontology annotation, biological process: positive regulation of Golgi to plasma membrane protein transport. Bases 250 to 1272 code for a protein of 340 amino acids. Gene Ontology annotation, cellular component: plasma membrane; trans-Golgi network; transport vesicle.